GUGCAGGAAUUUGUUCUGUGGGGGGCCUGCCUGAUCGCGCUGCUCGAGGAGAUUGGGGUGCCCUCUCUUGAGACGGCGCGGUUCUGCAUGGACCCAGAGCGGGCGAAGGACUGCAUCGCAGGCCGCGCGCGCAACAACACAGUGAGGUCGCACGUGUGGGCCAUGGAAAUGAUGCGCAGAUGGCUCCUGCGCCCGCGCGGGGCCUCGUGGUCCGUGAAGGUUGUGCGAUUCAUCGGCUACGUGCACGCCGCGGCUUCUGAGCCGUCUGGACCGACGGUGCCCACCCAGACUUUGCGCGCCAUUGCGUGGGCGAAGCGCGCUGCAGGCGUGGACCAGGACGACAGACUCUCCACGCGACCAGAGGCACAACAGGUCGUCACAAACGUGGGGGUGCUCUCCGGGGUGGACAAGGGCCCGGCCACGAGGUACCUUCGCCGGGUGGCGUGGCUUCGCCUCGCCGAGGUGUGGGCAGUGCUGCACUGCGACGACCGCACCUGGCUCUCGCCGCAGCGCCUCGCCAUCGCGGACGGCGGGCUGGCGGCCGCGCUGGGGCGCGCGAGGACUACCGGAAUGUGCUGCAAGAAGCCGGAGCUGCCGCUCGUGGCAUCCCGCGAAUGCUACAUGUUGGGCCCAGCAUGGAGUCUGACGGGCUUCGACGUGCGGAAGGAGGUCGCGGAUUUCGACAGGGGCCGUUUCCUGCCGCGGCGUGGCGACGCGGGGCAGAAGGUGGUCCAGGAGCCCGCUGGGCGCGCAGAAGCGGCGGCCGCGGAAAAGGCGGGGCACCAGAGGAUUCCGACGCCGGCGGCGUGCGCGGGCGAGGAUGUCGAGCUCUUC
Molecule: messenger RNA, 834 nt
Organism: Prorocentrum cordatum
Lineage: Eukaryota; Dinophyceae; Prorocentrales; Prorocentraceae
Source: the annotation of a GenBank genome assembly